Messenger RNA from Pseudomyrmex gracilis, 4252 nucleotides. It is a transcript of the gene mnd, whose product is annotated as large neutral amino acids transporter small subunit 2. Lineage: Eukaryota; Metazoa; Arthropoda; Insecta; Hymenoptera; Formicidae. Gene Ontology annotation, cellular component: membrane. The record is from RefSeq and is a predicted model, not a curated record. Gene Ontology annotation, molecular function: L-amino acid transmembrane transporter activity. Gene Ontology annotation, biological process: amino acid transmembrane transport. Bases 1291 to 2757 code for a protein of 488 amino acids. The transcript has 9 exons.
CGACUCGUCACUGAUAUCGACGAUCGUCGCGAGAUGCUGCGCGCCGAGAUUCGCCGGCUCUGUUUUUGCGCGCGAACCGAAAUCAGCAGCGCGAAUAAUUCCGCGAUCGCGAACGCUGAUUAACAAAUUUGUUGUGACAAAAAAAAAAACGCCAAAGAAUCGUCGAAGUGACUCCGAUGUAAAACACUUGUAUGAAACAUUAUAUGCAAAUUGCUUUUUUUUUUUUUGUAAAAAAAGGAAUGAGAGAAAACAAACAGAAAUAUGAUGGAAAUCAUUUCACACAAGUGUACGUGUUUCUGCUUUUCGAUAUAGACACGAGGAGUUCAUGAUGCAACACGGGUUUGGAACCCGUAAGUCUUAGGUGAAAGCAGUGGCGUCGAAACGAAAAGUGCGUCGCGAUAAAAACUGCAAAAAAGAUGUUACAAAUUGUUUGCGCAACAUUUGUGCGUAAAUGUACGUGGAGACACAACUGUUAAUGUACAUUGAUCGAAGUAGCAGAGUGUAAAAUCGUGUCAAAUUAUUGUUGAUGCAAUUUCUGCAAAAAGUCAUCGAAUCGUACCGCUUUAAAGCGAUUGGACUUGAUUUUAUCGCGCACAAGUGCCGUUACAAAAAGAUCGUACGGAAGAAAUGAGAUUGAGGCGGAGCAGAAAUUCGCAUUAGCGAGUUUUGCGAUCGUUUGAUCGCGGUUUUAAAUAUUUGUAUCGGUAAACGUGCAACGAAGAAGACAGUGCUGCGAAUCCAUCGCUUUAACGCGGUCGGAAUAUUAGCGUUCGCGAGAUUUUUCGAGUCGAUGCCGGCAGAAUCUUUUUUGGAACAAACGUGUCCACGCCAUUGGACGCGCAAGUCGCCGGUGAACGAAUCACAUCGAAGUAAAGGGUAGAAGGUGGUGGUGACAGCGGCGUGUAUACUGGCGCGAGCGCAAAGAGGAGAACAGCACAGUUAAAAGAGCGGACGACCGGCUGUUCGGUCUUCAUCCAUUUCCAUCGUUACCACGGACGCCGCUGCAAUUGCGCACGUGCACCCGUUGCAAAAAUAUUUCCGUUUACGAUAGUGCGAUAUUUUUCGUUUUCUUUUUUCUUUCAUUACUCAUUCUUCUUUUUUAUCGCGUAUCGCCGCUUCUGUCUUAUCCACCCACGUGGACGUAACAUAUAUACAUAUACGUUUGUUAUGUCAACACAAUACGCCGGUCGAUUACAUCAGAUGGUCGAGUGGAAAUACGACUUGUGAUAAUAGAAACGCGUGUCACUAUCGAAUAAUAAUUAAAUCUGCAACACGUACACGUGCAAAAGAAUGCCGGACGUAGUCGCGCCGAUGGAGAAGACGGUUCAGCAGCCGAGUGCCGCGGGAUCCGGUAGUGAAGGUGUUAAAUUGAAAAAGGAACUUGGCUUGUGGAACGGUGUGGCGAUCAUCGUCGGCAUCAUUGUCGGCGCUGGAAUUUUUGUGUCGCCUAAAGGUGUGCUAGUGAACAGCGGCAGCGUUGGCCAGGCCCUCAUUGUCUGGAUCUUCUCCGGAAUCCUGUCGCUUAUCGGAGCACUAUGUUAUGCCGAGUUAGGUACGAUGAUUCCAAAAUCUGGUGGCGACUACGCAUAUAUCAGCGACGCCUUUGGACCAUUACUAGCAUUUCUCUAUCUAUGGGUGGCACUGUUUGUCCUGGUGCCAACAGGAAACGCAAUUACGGCACUCACGUUUGCGCAGUAUAUUCUGCAACCCGCUUGGCCAGGAUGCGAACCACCAUACGAAGCGGUGCGACUUCUGGCCGCUGUAAUCACAUGUCUGUUGACCUACAUCAACUGUUCCAACGUCAAAUGGGCGACUAGGGUACAGGACAUUUUCACCGGUACCAAGAUCUUCGCUCUGGUGAUCAUCAUGGUGGCCGGUUUAGUGUGGCUCUGCAUGGGUCACACGGAGAACUUUCAACAUCCGAUGGCCGGCACCAACACCCAGCCCGGUUAUAUCGCCUUAGCAAUUUAUUCCGGACUGUUUAGUUAUUCGGGCUGGAAUUAUCUCAACUUCGUGACGGAGGAACUCAAAGAGCCGUACAAAAAUCUUCCUAGAGCGAUUUGCAUAUCGUUGCCACUGGUAACAUUGAUCUACGUUUUUGCGAACGUCGCUUAUUUCGUCGUACUCAGACAGGAUGAGAUACUCGCAUCGAAUGCCGUUGCCGUUACCUUCGGCGAUAAGUUACUGGGCGUUAUGUCGUGGAUCAUACCGUUCUUCGUGGCGUGUUCGACAUUCGGAGCAUUGAACGGCGCGAUCUUCGCAUCGUCUAGGCUAUUCUUCGUCGGUGCCCGAAACGGACACCUUCCAACUGCCAUUGCUCUAAUUAACGUUCGCAACUUGACGCCUAUGCCAUCUCUCAUCUUCCUCUGCAUUAUCACCCUGGUGCUUCUCGUCAUAAAGGAUGUCUACGUGCUGAUAAAUUAUGUCAGCUUCGUUGAGGCUGUAUUUACCACACUCUCCGUGACCGGUCUUCUGUGGCUGCGUUACAAAAAGCCUCUUCUUCAUCGUCCCAUAAAAGUUCCUAUAAUUCUACCAGUUAUUUUCUUCGUGAUCUGCGCGUUUCUUGUUACCUUCCCGUGUUACGUGUCACCGUGGGAAGUGGGCGUAGGAAUAGGCAUAAUUUUGUCUGGCAUUCCUGUGUACUUCAUCUUCAUCGAUUGGCAAGGGAAGCCCUCGUGGCUCGUUAAUGGAUCCCAUAAUUUUAACAUGAUGUGCGCUAAACUGUUUAUGUGUGUGAAAGAAGAUAAAACCGAAUAGGGUGCGCGAACAUCGAUGUUGUUAUAAAAAAAAAAGUAUACAUUAUUACCGAACUGUGAAAUACUUUCAUUAGAUAGUCAACUUUACAUUUCACUUUCGUGAUUAUAAAGUGUCAAUUACGUCGAACAUUGUCGUCUAUUAAAUGAUCGCUUGAUUACGUAAAUAUUAAACGACAAUACGUUCGCAAACGAUACAACACUGUCGCCAACGACCAUUUUUAUAGAAAUAUAUAUAUAUUGUAUAUGACGAAUGAAUUUUUAUACGUAUACAUAUAUACAUAUAUAGAGAGAGAUAUUAACUAUUUAUUGUCUUAUCGCUUUGUGCCUUUGUUUGGCGCUUUAUUGCUGUAGUCUUAACAAAUUUGUAUUUGAGUGCCUCGAAUGAUAUUCAAACGAUGCGUUUCUCUCACAUAGAAUUUCAAAGAAACAAUAUCCUGUUAAUCUGAACAGAUAUAUUAUCAUCGGAUUAUAAUAACUAAAAAGUAUAAAAAUGAUAAUUGAAUUAACAAAUUUUACUAACAAAUCAUAUUUAAAAAUGUCAAUUAUAACGUUUUGUUUUUUAUUUAUCUUCACAUAUAAUUAUUUUGAUCGUGUAUAUCCACAAUAACAUCCAAAUCGAAGUUAUAUUAUACUUUCGAUCGCGGUAAAGUUGUACAUAUAUAGCGGAGUAUAAUUUAAAUGUUAUACAUUAGACGCGUAAAUAUAAUCCGUAUUAAUAUGUAUGUAUAUAUAAAAAAGACAUAUACAAAAUCUGUAAUUAUUUAACAUAUUGACUGCCAUGAAAACUUGCUUCAUUGUUAAUUAACUGUUAUUUUUUAAUCGCUUUUAUUGUUGAAUCAAAUGAAUUCUAUUCAAUCUUGAUUUAUCGCUAUUUUCUGAUAAAUUUAUAUGCAUUUUGAACAAAAAGAUCUUUUCUCUCACGCAAGCUAUUGUGGCAAUAUUUAUAAAAAAACAGAUUUAUAAAAACAGACAUUUUUUGUUACAUAAAAAUUAUGCACAACAACUCCCGAUUCUUAGCAUCAGAAAAUGUAUCUGCGAGUAAGUCAGUAAUCUACGAAAUAUUGACUUUAUGUUAGUUGCAGCUUGCGUGGCAGUCAAUUUGUUAUAUGAGGAAAUCUUCUAAGUGUCUUAAUUAAAUAUAUAAUUAGAUAUUUUUUUAUUUUACACAAAAUUUCUAGAUAUAUAUCUUCUUCGUAUCACAUUGCUCCUUAAAACUAUUUAAAUAUUUUUCUUCUCGUUCUUUUAAUUAUUAAUUUAAAUAUUUUUCUUUUUGGUGACAAAAUUUCAAUUUUUUAAUUUAAAUUAGAUAUAUCGUUUUUGAUACAGACUAUAUUGCACGUAUAAUAUCUGAUUGGCUGUGCGUCAUAAUGCUCAAGCACCGAUGUAGAAAAUUAUUAGAUUUGAAUGAGAACUAAUAAAUAUAAUGUGCCUUGUAUGCAAAUACUUUCUGAAAACAGGUCAAACUAUUGUAAAAAAAAAAAAAAAAAAAAAAAAAA